Messenger RNA from Pantherophis guttatus, 12929 nucleotides. It is a transcript of the gene BICRAL, whose product is annotated as BICRA like chromatin remodeling complex associated protein. The record is from RefSeq and is a predicted model, not a curated record. Gene Ontology annotation, biological process: positive regulation of DNA-templated transcription. Lineage: Eukaryota; Metazoa; Chordata; Lepidosauria; Squamata; Colubridae. Gene Ontology annotation, cellular component: SWI/SNF complex.
UUGCGCUUUUUGACGGGGAUUCUUUUUUUUCCUUCUUAAUUUCGUUUCUUAUUACUAUUUUUUUGUCUCCAGUUUCCUCCGAUUUCUUGUCUUUGCGUCAUUGUUUCAAGGAAUGGAAAUGGUGAUUUGUUUCGGUGUAUGUAAUUCUGGGUCGGUAGGAUUUAAAAUCCUUUUCGGUUGUAAUUUAUGUUUUUUUUUUUAAAAGCUGCAAGUAUAAUAAAUAUUCUACAUCUAUAACAAUGCUUUCGUUUUUGCCUUUCGAAGACUCCGUUAUCUGUAUCUGGCAUGAGAUUAACCUUCCAAAAAAUGAUAAGUGAAUUGGUUUUGGUUAAACCUGGAGGGGAGGGAGAGAAAUAUAUAAAGAAUGGAUUGAAAAUCCGUUGGAUCAUUUUUGAUGCGUUUUUUUCUUUUUAAUCGAAACGAAGAAGUUGAGGAGUGGGCAAUACUCUUAAUAGGGAAUGCAAGUACAGUAGAUUUACAGAAAUGGUCGAAUUUUGGUGAGGGAAGGACGAAGGAAACUCAGGCCUUUGUGUUUUUAUCAGGCUUAAUUUCACCCUCCCUAAAUUGUAUAAUCUAGGAGAUUUUCCGAAUUGAACAUGGUUUUCCAAAACUCAGUCGACGGAGCCAAUUUUUCCUCACAAGAGUCCCUUUUCUCCGUGCCGGUCUCGUGUUUCGCCGGCUGGAGGGUCAGGGAGAAGGGAAGAUGGCGCUGCCUGGCCAUCGGCCAGGAUUUGUGGCGCAGUUCCUUCUCUUUCGUUCCCUGCCGCCGCCAUUUUGAAAUGCUUUUAAUACGAGGCUUUCCCCUUCGGCUGGGGCGUCGUCUUCCUCUACUUCGUGGAGUUGCUUUCCAUCUCUCAAAGUAGAGCAAAAAUGGAAACGGGGACCUUCUUCACCUUUAUGAAAUGGAUUUCCAAAAGGGUGAAAUAUCUUCUGAGACAAAUUUAAUUUGUCUGGAGAGAAAAUCGUACGGAGGUUGAGGGUGCCACGUAUUUUAAUGCUUUUAACAAUUACAAGCCCGAUUUCUUCUUGUAUAGGACAACUAGCAUUCGUUUUAAAAAGUUCUUCCGUCUUUAUUUUCAUUUAUAAACUAUCUUCUUACGAAGAAUACUAGUGGUUAUGGGGACAAAUGGCAAUUAUCACUUCUGUUAAAUGAUGUGAACUCCUUUUAUAGAAAUUACCAUCUUGUGUUCCCCACCAGAUUAGGCUGUAAAUCCUUGAAAUAGUUCAGCUUCGAAUGUAUAAAUCACAUAGAGAAAAAUAUCUAUGUGAUGCAAGUAACUUUAAAGACAAGCAGCGUGUGAUCUGUGGAUUAAAAAUGGAGGACCUUGGGAAAUUGGAUGGCCUUUCAAAUUUUUUUAUAAUUACACAAUUUUACAUGUGUCAGUGAGGUCCUUUUCCAGAAAACCUAGUAAGGGAGCAUAAUAAAACUUGACUACAGUUUUUCCUACCUUCCACUGUCAUUAGAUUUCUGUUUUUGAAGGCUUCGUAAAGAAGUAAAAUAUAUUUAUUUAAAAUACAAGUAGUCUUAAAUUCUGUCAUCUCAAAAUACUUAAUUGAAGUGGUGGCAAGUGUUAAUAUAACUGGUCUUUUGUUUAUUUUUUUAGAUAUUCAAUUUCACAGGAAACAAAAUGGGCAAACAGUAGUAGAUAUAUUGCAUUUUCCAGUAAUUUUCUACUAUUAAGUCUUUCUUUGAUCUUCUAAUUUUUCAGAAUUAAUUAAAACCUUUUGAAUAAAUGUAAGAAACGAUUAAUAUUAGGAAACAAUUGGCUUGAUUAAAUUUAAUGUGACAGCAAUGAAGUUAAUUCCAUCUAUUUGUAGAGCCAUUAAUUUCCUCAAUGGAAAAAAGAUGAUUUGGACUUGGUUUAUUAUUAUGUUUCCUAAUAAAUAACUGAUGCAAUAAAUAAAUAAGAGUAGUUCUUCAGCAAAGUUCUAAGUGUUAGUGUUGAUCAUUAGGCUACAUCUUUCAUUGCUUUUUGGCAUUCUAAACUGGAGAGUGCAGUUAACAUUGCACCUAGGCAAUUCUUUAAAAGAGGUUUGUCUAGCACAUUGGUUUAGUAGUUGUCUUAAUAUAUUUGGUGUAAAAUAUAUCGAGAAAUCAAGGAAAAAGAUUAAAUUAAAAAAUUCAGAUACAUUGUUUAGUAACAUUUCAGUUUUCCUUCCAGGAAUUAUUGUACAUUUUUCUGUGUAAUCCCCCUCCCCCACCCAUUUAAAAUAUUUAAUAGCAGUUUAGUAAAUUAUAUAGUAAAUUCAAUAAAAUACCUGACUUCAUUAAGUCUCAUGAAAGAAAAGGAUUUCUUAUUUGGCAAGUAAUUUAAAUGGCAUCAAAGAAACUAACUUUGAAAGGAGACAUUGUGAAAAAUUGUAUUUUAAUUGGGCAUAUACCUGGCAUAUACUUCAUUUUAGUUAAAUAUGUUUUGUUAGGCCUAGAUUUAUGCAGCAUGCAUAUUUUUCAAACACUGAAAAGAUGAGCUUCUGGGUAUAUUUAUCAUUUCCAGCAGCAGAUCUUACCACAUAGAAAUCCCAGGACACAGUAUUUAUGUUCAAAGGGUGACAUUGAUUUCUAUUAAUGUUUCCUCGUGCUAGAAACCACCUUAAAUCUAAAAGCAAACCAUACUUUCAACCAGAAAUGUUUCUUUUUUCUAAGAUACGUAAAAAAGCUUUACAUCAUGUAUAAAACACAUAUAGAAAGAAAUUAUGGGAAUUGGCAAGUAAUGAGAAUACCAGUUUAUAACAUAUAUAAAUUUUGUCCAUUUGAUAAUUGGCCCAGACUACUAAAACUAAUUUACAUAAAAGCUUAUUUAGCUUUUAUGAGAUAGUGCUUAUUUGUUCUGCCAAUCUUAGGAGUGCUGCUUCUUAUUCAUAUACAGGUAAAGUUAACAUUUACUCAUAUUCUCAAUCAUGGUUAUAAUUCAUAUGUAGCGCAGGUGGUGUUCACAGUUUAGACAUUCACAAUCUUUUAUUAUGUCAUUUUGAUAAAAUAAAAAAACUUUUGAAGAACUUAGUUUAUCAAUUCUUUGGGAAAGUCUAACUAUUAGAAUAAUAGCACAACAGAAAAAAACCAUUUUCAACCAGUUGUCUAAUUUUAGAUUUAUUUCUGAAUAGUGUAAUUUGUAUUAAAGAAAUUACAAAAUUAAAAACUGAAAACAUCCUGUUUUGACACUGCAAUUGGGCUACCCAGUAGUGCUUCAUAUUCAAAUCUAAAGAAGUUCCUUGAUGUGUAGGAGAGGCCCAUACAGCUACCUUUUGGUAUCAGAUCUAAAGUUUUAUACUGUGCAGCCCUAAUCUGUUAGUCAUAAAUCUUGGUUUACAGCAGUCACUUUUUCAUAGAUGGAUUCCCCACCAGUAAACAGUGGCAAAUUUGAAAUUUGGUAUAAUGGGAAGCAGGCAUCUAUACUUCUAUAAUGUAAUCAUUUCUGUUUCUAACAAUUUUAAUUGCUUUGUUUCAAGUAGAAUAAAAGAUUGCUUGUUCUAUUUUUAUUCUUUUUAACUAGAAUUUAUAACUGAUAAAUGAUUACAUUUGUUUUACUUUGUUACAAAACACAAAGGAUGGUAUGAAAGAUUCAGUGUACGUAUAUGCAUUUGUAGAUUAUGCAAAUACACAUAAUGAGCAUGUGCAGAUUUUUUAAUUUUUAAUUUUGAAUCUAAAGAAUAAUGUGGCAGUUGUUAACUGAUAACCAAUCUAUUCAAUUUAUUUAUAUGUCCCUAUUCCAGUAUGUGAGCUGGACAUACACUGGGAAACAUAUCAUAAGGCCGAUGAUACUGUCUAGCUUUAAGCUCACAAUCUAGAGAAGCUAUAGAUACACUGCCACACUACCAGAAGUAUAAAUGCAAACUAAUGAAUAACUUGACAACUUCUCACAAAUAAAUUGUCAGGAGUAAAAUUAAUGUGCAAGAGGAAACAAUAUGUUUCCAAUUUCCUGCAUUCCAGUAGAAAUUACCAAAACGUAUACAAGCACAUUUAAUAUGUAGUAGAACCUUUUAUACAUGGACAUUCUGCAACUUCUGAGGGGCAAAAAGCAUUGUAUUAUAGUAUAUGAACAAUCCAGUGAGUGGAAAUCUGAUUAGGGAGUGCUUUCUCUACCUUUCAUUUGAUUAAAGGAACACAUACUCGGUGUAUAUAGGGAAUUACACAUUCUUACUCCAUAGACGUUGGUUGUGUCAUUUGUGUUCAUGUCUCCUCCCAUCUAUCUAUCCAAGUAAGAAAAUAGUAAUAUUUGAUACUUUAUUUUAUAUUUAAGCCAAUGCUUGAAAAUAUACAUAUUAAAAAAGCUUACAUAUAUUCUUCAUAACAAUGGGAGACAAAUGAUAGACAACGUGUUUGUAAUAAUACUAAUUUAUCCUUGAAAUACUACUAUGCAAUAAGCUAUCGAGAUUCUGAAUCUAAUGCAAUGUCCAUUGCUUAACAUAAUUUUAUCAAAAUAAUAUCAAACAAUUUCAAACUGCUGUAAGUAACAUAGAAUAUAGUAACAUUCUUAUACUUCAAAUAAUAAUUUGGCAUAUGGAUAUAGAUGUAUGGAAUUACUGUCUAGAAAAAGAUUGGAUUCUACUAAGCUAUGUUUUUUUAAAAACAUGUUUUCUUUAAUAAAAUUUGGUUGAGUUUACAAUGUGCUAAAGAAACAAUUUCAUGGUUUUAAAUAAAAUGUGAAAAUAUAUAGAGAGAAUACAGUUGAUCAGAUUAAACAUCCCUAAAGGAUGUAUACAAAAACCUACAGAGAUAAAAUAAAUUUGAGGAAGGAAAGAGAAAGAAAGAAAGAAAGAAAAAAGAGAGCCAGUUUGGUGUAGUGGUUAAGGUGCUGAUCUAGAAACCCGGAAACAGAGAUCCAGGCUUGCUUUAGGCAUGAAAAACCAUUUACUUUCUCUUAGCCCAGCUCAUAGGGUUGUUGAGGGGAAAGUAGAAGAAGGAAAGAGUAUUGGUAUGUUAGCCACCUUGAGUUGUAUAUGAAAAAAAGUGGGAUAAAUUAAAAAAAAAAUGGAAUGGGGUGGAUAGAACAGAAGGAACAAGUUGCAUUUUGUGUUAAAUGUCAAUUACACUGUGUUCUUUUGCAGCACUUUACUUUGCCUUGCAAAGGUGAUGGCAGGAAAACAAGGCCAAUUAAAACUAUGAGGUGUAGUUCUUCCUUAAAUCAUUUAUCUGUUAUGCAGCCAUUAUAUUCCAGAACAAAAUCCUAAUUGUCACAAGAUCCAGGCACAUGAAAUAGUUGAGCUGUGCAGGAAGAUAGAUUAGAUAUCUCUUUGCUUUGGCUUUCCUAUGCCUUUAAGAGCACUUUAGGUAAUAAAGUCAGUACAUGAGAUAUGAAGAUGAAAUGUUUUAUUGGUUAUGUUCUCUACAUGCUUAUAUCCUUCAUAAUAUAUCACAAUAUCUAGCAUAUAAAGAGAAUUUGAAAUAUAAGAUUUCAGCUUCACAGAGGAUAUUUUUGAAAAUCAUAGUCUCUGAACCACAUGUUGAUAUGUCCAACUCGGAGAGCUUUUGUACCUUUAAAAUACAUGUUCCACCUUGUCACUGUCUGCUCUUGUACUUCAUAAUUCACAUCUAUUGGAAAGAUUUCAUGAGAAAAAAAUCGCAACAGUGACCAAAGUUGAAGCUAUAAGAUUCUUGAUUGGAAGAUGGAAAGCAUGUUUGAAAAUGUGGAGUGUGCAACUAGGAGACAGUUGUAGAAUUCUCUGAACAAAGCAUCUGGAUGCACUUCAGGUGAUUUAGGAUCAGUCACGGACAUACUAUGGCACAAUGAGCAUGAAUCAGCAGAAAGUCAGUAUUUUCAUUCAUUUGGAUGAAAUAGAAAAAUAUGUUAGUAAAUAAUGCAAUACAUAUCUGAAUUUGGCAAAUCUCUUGAGUUAGAAGAAUAGAAUGGGCAAAUACACUCAGAUUUGGGAAUUAUUUGUUGUGAGCCAUCUAAUAAACCUAACUGGUGCACCAAAUAGCACAAACAAUUCAUCUCGUAAAACUGGAAACACUCUUAAACACACACACAGCUCUGCACUGUUUAUAAUAUUGUGUGUGACAAAAAUCAAUUAACAGUAUAGAGUUGUGAAUUAGCUAAAAUGCAGUAAAAAUAAGCCAUUCACAGGCUAAACAAACAAAUGGAACACACAAAAAUAGAUCAAUGUGUGGAACAUCAUUCAAUUUAGGUCCACAUUGAUUAUACAAGACAAAUAGGUAAAUAUUUUGGGGAUGGUAGCAACAUUAUAUUUUGACUUUUCCAUGACAAUACUUUGGGGAAGAAAAAUUGAAAGAUAGUACCAAUACAAAUUGGGAUUUGGGUCUUCAUUUCUGUUUUUAGGCUGUGGUCCAGAAAUGCCUAUACCUAGCUUGGAUUACAGAUACAGAUUAGUAGUAGAAGUAAGCAUGUAUACUAAUUUUAACUCUGCAUUCAUCAGCACACCUCAGAUAUCUGAGGGAUUGGGAGGAUUUUUGGAACAGAUCUAAAUCGUUCUUCAGAGGUGUGGUGGAGGAGGGCAACAAUAAAUAAGGAAAAUUAGAUUCCAUAUUACUGGAUGUAGCCUACUACAUAGUCACCUUCCAGUACAAUAAAUUAAUAUGGUAAAAACACUUUCAUGUUGUCAUGGAUGAUGAUGAUGAUGAAGCCUGUCUCUUUGAUCUUAUCGGAGAUCCACAGGCACUGAAUUACUUUCUACACGGAGGGGGUAGUAAAUCUAACAGUGAAGACUUGAGUAACAUAGGAUAUUCUGCAGCCAACUCAAAUUCCAUUUUUGCCAAUACCAGUAGCUCUGACCCUAAGUCAUCAAUCAAAGGUGUUGGUGGUCAGCUUGGAGAAGGGUCUAAUGAUGGACUACAAUUGCCAAGUACUCUUCAGUUUCUUGAUGAUGAACUUGAAUCAUCUCCAUUGCCUGAUCUUAGUGAAGAUCAGCCUUUUGAUAUCCUCCAGAAAUCUUUGCAAGAAGCUAAUAUUACUGAGCAGACUUUGGCAGAAGAGGCUUAUUUGGAUGCCAACAUAGGCUCCAAUCAACAGUUUGCACAAACACAGCUUCAUCCUUCCUCAUCAGCAUCUUUUACUCAGGCUUCUAAUGUUUCUAAUUACUCAGGUCAAACGCUGCAACCUAUUGGAGUUACUCAAGUAGUACAGCCACCCGUUGGAGCAUCUUUUACAAGCAAUACAGUUGGUGUGCAACAUGGCUUUAUGCAACAUGUGGGGAUCAGUGUUCCCAGUCAGCAUUUGUCAAACAGUCAGAUUGGUAAUUCUGGACAAAUACAACUAAUUGGUUCAUUUAGUAAUCAACCUUCUAUGAUGGCCAUAAAUAAUCUUGAAGCAUCUCAUAUUAUAUUGAAGGGUGGCGGACAACAAGCACCUGCAAAUAUGAGUGGUGGACUUUUGGUUCAUAGACAAACUCCUAAUGGCAACUCAUUAUUUGGCAAUUCAAAUUCAAGCCCAGUAGCACAACCUGUAACUGUUCCAUUUAAUAGUACAAAUUUUCAGGCUUCUUUGCCUGUACACAACAUCAUUAUACAGAGGGGUCUUGCUCCAAAUUCUAACAAAAUUCCCAUCAAUAUUCAACCCAAACCAAUUCAGAUGGGACAGCAAGCCACUUACAAUGUAAAUAGUUUAGGAAUACAGCAGCAUCAUGUACAACAAGGGAUUCCAUUUGCUUCAUCAAAUUCUCCUCAGAAUUCAGUAGUUGGUCCACAUAUGUCUGUUAAUAUUGUUAGUCAACAAAAUUCAAGAAAACCAGUUACUCCCCAAACAGUAAGUAAUGCCAGUGGUAGCAUUGUUAUCCAUUCUCCAAUGGGACAACCUCACACGUCUCAGAAUCAGUUUCUUAUACCCACAAGUCUGUCUGUAAAUCCCAGUCCAGUUCAUCAUGUCCAGACUGUAAAUGGACAGCUGCUUCAGAAUCAGUCUUCACAACUUGUUUCCAGCCAAGUAUCAACUGAGCAUGUUAUGUUAAAUAGAAACUCUACGAAUAUGCUCAGAAGUAACCAAGCAUAUUCAGGACAAAUGCUGAAUAAUCAGAAUGCUGUACAGUUAGUUUCUGGUCAGACAUUUGCUCCUUCAGGAAACCAAGUUAUAGUCAACCAUGGAACUUCUCAAAUUGUUGGUGGUCAGAUUCCAUUACAACAAUCCUCUUCCGCUGUAUUACAUUUAUCUCCAAACCAAGGAAACCUUUCCCAAGGCAGAACAGGAUUUUCAGCAGCAUCUCCUGGACAGGCAACUGGUUCAAAUAUAUCUUCAAGUAAUCGUUUUACUGUUGUGAGUUCCUCUGCUACGGUACAUCCAAACAUUGGCUCAUCAGUUCAGUCUGUAGCUUCAAGUGGAAACUUUGCUGGAGAUCAACUUACACAGCAAAAUAGAACUCAGUUGUCAGUCAGUGUAUCACAUCGACUUCCAGUUUCUUCGUCAAAACCUGUCAGCACUUUCAGUCAUGCAUCAAUAACCCAGCCACCAUUUUCGUUUGGACAGAUUCAAAAAAAAGCAACCAACCUGGCAUCUUCAGUUGCAUCAUCAAAAUCACAGGACAACUUGAGACAACCACAGUCAACAAAUCUUUUAGGACAAGAUGCUGGAGCCAAAGUCAUACAACAACCUAUAGGAACAGUGUUACCACACCAGGAAAAAACAGCAGGGUCAUCGCUUGCUCAAACAAAUGUGCAGGUGGAUGGUCAUAUAGUAGGACAAAAAAGACCUGCUGCUAAACAAUUAACCAAAGGAGCCUUCAUUCUACAGCAAUUACAGAAGGACCAGGCACAGGCUGUAACUCCUGACAAAAGUCAGUUCAGAUCUUUAAGGGAUGCAGUCCAGAGACUUCUUUCAUAUCAUGUGUGCCAGGGAUCACCGCCAACUGAAGAGGAUUUAAGGAAAGUGGAUAAUGAAUUUGAAUCUGCGGCAACACAGCUUCUGAAAAGAACACAGUCAAUGCUAAAUAAAUACAGAUGUCUUCUGUUGGAAGAUGCAAUGAGGAUAAAUCCUUCAGCAGAAAUGGUAAUGAUUGACAGGAUGUUUAACCAGGAAGAAAGACAAUCUCUGUCCCGGGAUAAACGUCUUGCAAUAGUUGAUCCUGAUGGUUUUCUGGCAGAUUUUUGUUGCUCAUCCACACAAUUUGACAAGAGUGCUGAUGACACACAGCUUCAUGGAAGUGAUCAUCAAACUAGCAAAUCUUUAACUUUUCCAAACCAGACUGCUAAUACCCAAAUGAGAGACAAGUCAAGCACAGCAGAGUCUUUAAUGUGCAACAAACUUCAUGUAGUGCCUAACAAUAUUGUGAGUCCACCACAAGAAAACACUUCUGUUAAAAAGGCAGAUCUUGCAAAAGCUUUAACAUUUGAGAAAUGCUCUUCUGAAAGCUGCUCUCCUGAAAGCCAACAUACGGCUCCUUCUGAACAAAAAAUCGCUCUUAAGGGUCUUGACAAGUUGAAUGAAAAUUCUUUAGCUUCUAAAGAUCAUUCAUCUAAAAUCUUAUCAAAUGCAGAUCGUGGUAUGCAUAAUAAAACUUGUUGGAAUACAGUUGAUUCUCAUUCAGAAACAGCAUAUAAUCAUUCCCUCCAAGAUAAAACUCCUCGGAGUUCUCCAAAGAAUGUGGAUUUGCCACAAGACAACUGGAAAGUUUCUGGAAAACCCCAAAAGGAUUUGCUUGUCAAUAAGAGUUUAGAAACUACAUUCAAAAAUAUAUUAGAACUGAAAAAGACUGAAAGGCAGCCACAAAGUGAGGCAGCUGCUAGUGGCUCUCUACAGUUAGAGUAUCCUAACUGUUCACAUAUUGCUCCGCAGGAAAACUGCCUGGAGAAGUUUAUUCCAGACCACAGUGAAAGCAUUGUAGAAACUGACUCUCUUUUAGAAGCUGCUGUAAAUAGUAUCUUAGAGUGUUAAUAGUUACAGUACUGUGGACAAAUCUCCCUUAGAAACAAAUGUGAAAAGAUACCACAAGUACAGCCUGACGUGUACUUUCUAAAGUAGGUUCUGUUCUUUGUUUGAGAGCAAUACUCAUUGUGGUUACAGUGAGGUAUCCAGUAAUGUAAAACCUUAAGAGAAAGCUGUUUGGUAAGGCCUAUUCAUUGGCUGUGAUUGAAUGUAAUUCUCAACCAUGUUCUUUACCAUUUCAAGAAUGAUUCUCAGUGAGCCUUUCCCUUCCCUCUCUUUUUCCAAUUCAAUUGCACUGGUAAGAUCAGAAGCUUUUGUUUCUAUUUUAGACUAUAGUUUAAUGUGUUGCCUGAGGUUGAACCUAUAAUUAAUAACUAAACCAGAUUCAUGAACUGUGAUUGACAAUUGUUGGCUUUUCAAUAGCUACAAUUAGGGUUGUAUAAUCCAGAGUUGGCAACAUGACAAAACUGGUUAAUAAAAUAUGGAACAGAAAAUUCCCAACAUCUUUAUCAUGAUCUGUGGCUAAGUGUUACACUCUAACCACCGGAUUACAUUGUUGUAUAAACAGUUUUAAUGUUGUAGCUUAAUGAAACAUUAAUUUACUAAACCCUACAUAAUGUAGUAUACCGGUAUUGACAAUCACAGUUUAAUAAGAGGUGUAUUAAAUACCGUCAAUAAUUUACAUUUAAUAAGGAAAUUGUUCUCUAUAUCUCCUGUCAAGAUUUAAAUUUCUGUGGUUAAAAAUUCUACAGUUUACCUCUUUGCAGAAAUGUCUUUGUUAGGUUUACAAGAAAUAGAGAAAAAAUUGUAAACUGAGAAAUUAUAAGCAGAGUUUACAGAGCUUUAUACUUCAAGUGCUAUUCAGCUGCUCCAUAAGCAGAAACCAAUAUAAUUUAGAGGAAUGACAUUGUAGAGUUUAAGUUACAAUGUGGUAUGGAACAAUAAACAUAAAGUUUAGAAAAGCUAAUAGAUGGGAACUUUUAAAAAGAGGCUGUAAAGUAGUCAUGCACAUACCAUACACAUACACAAAAACACAUUUUUGAUUGACACAUUGAUUCUUCAGCAAAAGCUUUUGUAUUUUAUAAUUGGAUAUAAUCAACUAAAUAUUUCUGGUAUAAUGUUUUUCUAAACCAAGUAUGACAAGCAUUUUUACUUAAAAAUUGUGUUGUUAUAGUAGAUGUUUAUAGUUUAAGGAGUACUAGCCUUAAUCUGAACAAAUUAAAGAACAGUGUUAUUUUGGUUGUUUCUGAUUCUGAUUGUUCAGAAUGUUAAUCCAUUUGCAGCAGUGGUCAUAUUACCAAAACACAUACAAACCAAAGUUAGAUUUCUAUACACUAACAAAUUUACAUGUAAAAGCAUAUAUCUCAUAAUCUAGAGCCAAAAGAACCUCAUGCGUGGUUUGCAUUUGGCUGGUGAUCAUAUUGAUAAUGUAAAUUUCUUUAUUAUUUAAAUCUACAAAUUUCUCCUUUUAGGUUGCCAGGCUUAAGGAAAAAAGUAUACAAGCUUUCUUUAAUACUGUUUCAUACAAUUAUGCCUGCUCAAAAGGACAGAGAACUGUGAUUUAUAAGACAUUUUGUCUGCAGCUUCUCUUUACAGGAAUAUUUAAAAUUUAUUGAGGACUCUUUGAUCCUGAUCUGAUGGGGAUCUUUCUCUUCCAUUCAGCUGUAAAGCCCCAUGUAGUUUUGCUACGGAGCAAUGAUGAACUGGUUGUCAGUCAGAUUGCCAGAAUUGUUCAGAAAGAGUCAUAUUUUCCUUUUUUUAUUCCAAAUAAUGUAAUGCAAAACUGUAUUCUGUUAUAUUAUUCAACACAGAACACACUACCAUCCUUGUAUUGUGGCCAUAUUGCCAUGGAUUAAUAAAAUAUCAUUUAAUUCAGCAAAAGAGUAACAACAGUUAAUGUACAAUCCACAUAUAAUAGGAAUAGAAACAUGGAGUUUAGUUUUAUUGCCUCCUUUUUUUUUAAAAAAAGUGUGAUUUUAAAGUCACAGGCUUAUGAUUUUGUACACUUCAUGGCAACCAUAAUUUAAAUAACUAUAAUUUUCACAAAUUUAUUUUUUGCGAGGAUGGCUUUAAUUAUUUCUUUUAAGUAAUAUAAAGAGAGUAGAAGGUGGUUUUCCCUCAAGGUUUUGUGAAGGAAACAUAAUUGAACUGUAACCAUAAUGAGGUAAUUUGGAAAGCAGGGUGUAUAUUGCACCAGUCACAUAAAUUAGUUUAACUAGUAUCUGAUUGGAAAUGUAAAACAAAAAUAUUCACAUUUGUACAACUUCUUAUUUUGGUUUUACCUGCUAGUGUAAAGUUCCCAUUGUAUGUACAGACUAUUCUGAACCUAAAUACCAAAAUAAAGUGUAUAUGUUUUGAAUCUUAGGUGAGAGUUUAAUUUUAGAUAACGUCUUAGCCAAGACAUCUGAAAUGCACUUCAUCAAUGUGGAUUAAAUCAUACCUAUAUUUAUCCCAGGAUUUUGUGCUGGGAACCCACUGAACAAAGUUCAGCUGAAUUAACCUGGGAUAGCUAAUGUAUUUUAUUUAUUAAACUGAACUUGGUUUUAGAGUUCUGAAUAUUUUAAAUGGUAAUGCAGUAAAAAUAUUUUUGUUCAUUGUAAAGAAACAAAGUGUGAAUUUGUUAUGCAGCCCAUGGUCCUGAAUCCAGUGAAGGCCAUUUAUUUGUGCUUACCUGCUUUGUAGAUUUGGUCUCUUGACUACCUGAUGUCUUUCCACAUUGUCUAAACUUAAAACAUUUUUAGCUGGCAACUAUAAAAAAAAUCUGAUUCAACAAGGUCAGCAUAACUGAUCUGUUAGAUUUGGGAGGCCUUACAGACUGACUUUACCGAAAGAGGAUGUGUCACUUUUUGUCAAUGUAAUAUGAACUUCAUUUGCUUAAAAACUUUCAUUUGUAUAGUAUGUCUCACUUGAAAUUGCUUUGUAUACAUUUUGUAAAAAUAUUUAUAAAAUGUUUUGUAAAAAAUAUAACAAAUUGCAGUUUAUUUUGUUAUGUUGGAUAAAUACUGUUAAAAUACACAUAUUGGUAAAAAUAUAUUGUUAACCCAUGAAUAGGAAAUGUUUAGCUGGAUACUACAAAUUGAAACAACCAUUGCAAUACAGCCAAAGAUUUGGGAAAAAUCA